Messenger RNA from Drosophila virilis, 934 nucleotides. RefSeq lists its product as uncharacterized. The record is from RefSeq and is a predicted model, not a curated record. NCBI's taxonomy places the organism in Eukaryota, Metazoa, Arthropoda, Insecta, Diptera, Drosophilidae.
UUGAAAAUAGGACGCUUUUAGGAACACACCCACACGCGCUGACCUAACGUACGCUUUCAAAAUCAAAUAAUCCCACUACUUUACUGCUGUUUACAGCUAUUUUAAUGUACACCUGUCAAAAAAUCUUAUCAGUGCCCCCCAAAGAAAAGAACCGAAAUACCAACUGACCGUUGAAAUUUUAAUUAUCGUAGAAUCUAUUCACUGUUGCUAUUGACUACUUUUUUUUGGCUAUAAAAAGCGCGGAAUCGGUAGGCUUUCCACUCAGUUCGAGUUGUGUCUGCGAAACGUUCAACAUGAGAUUCAUUGGAAGUGUCUGCCUGCUGGCCAUGGCCAUCUUUCUGCUAGCCAGCGUGAAUGCUCUACCAGUCCAAGUGCAGUGCAAUGAUGGCAGCAAUGGAACUCAAACCCAGACCUCGGCAGAUGGCCAACAGACGCAGACACAAACUGGACCCGGCUGCCAAACACAAGUCUCGGGAGAUGGACAGCAGAGCCAGAGCCAGAAUCAAACAGGCAAUGGCACCCAUACCCAAACACAGUGCAGCGGCUCCGAUUGUGCACCACUGCCGCCCCUCUUCACACUGAAGCCACUCGAAUGGAACACCAUGAAACCUCUCGAAUGGAACACUUUUGCACCACUGCAGCCGUGGAAUUAGAUAUAGACUUUGGCAUGCCUUACAUCUGUCUGAAUUCCUGCCAUUGUUGAAUAUACACAAAAUAUGUUUUAAUUCUCAACUUACUUUGAUCGACCUUGAGACAAGCUAUAUAACUGAUUAUAAAAUCUAGCUAUCAUAGAGAUAGUUAGUUACCAACAUUUAUUUAGCUCGCUUCAAGCUGUCAUGAGUUGAGCCUUAAGCUGUCAGCAGAUAUAAUUGUAUUCAAUUAAUAAAAUAAAUCUAGUUUAAGGCUGUCAAGCCUUGAAACGCUUUGUCAAAUA